Molecule: messenger RNA, 2376 nt
Organism: Phoenix dactylifera (date palm)
Lineage: Eukaryota; Viridiplantae; Streptophyta; Magnoliopsida; Arecales; Arecaceae
Product: sister chromatid cohesion 1 protein 3-like
Biological process (GO): replication-born double-strand break repair via sister chromatid exchange; sister chromatid cohesion
Cellular component (GO): cohesin complex
Molecular function (GO): protein binding; chromatin binding
Source: RefSeq, a predicted model, not a curated record
UCGACUGUGCCUUCAAUGUACGGGUUUUUCUGCCCCAAAUUCUUCUCACUGAAAACACUAACCCUAGAGAGAACCGGGCGGAAAAGCUUUUUGUCAUAGAAGAGAGAAGAGGAGAAGGGAGAGUGAGAGAGAUGUUCUAUUCUCAUACGUUUCUGGCGAGGAAGAGCCCUCUGGGGACGGUAUGGAUCGCGGCGCACCUGGAGCGGAGGAUCAAGAAGCCUCAGAUCGACGUAAUCGAUAUUCCGUCCUACGCUGAAUUCAUCAUGUUUCCCGAAGUCCCCAUUGCUCUGAGAUUGUCGGGGCACCUUCUGCUGGGUCUUGUCCGGAUAUACUCGUGGAAAGUCAACUACCUCUUCCAGGAUUGCAACAGGAUGCUGACUGAUAUAAGGAUGGCAUUUGCCUCGAUACAAGUCAAUCUGCCAGCAGAAGCAGAUCGAGCACCAUUUGAGUCUGUGACAUUGCCAGAAACAUUUGAGCUUGAUGCUUUGGAGUUGGAUGACUCGAUCUAUCAGACAGAUAGCCUGGAUGACCACCGUAAAACAUAUGAGGAAAUUACUAUGACAGAUGAAACCCCAGGUGGAAGAGAACAGUACAUAAGAUUUUUCAUCAAUGAGGAUGACAGGACGGAUUCAUCGACUCAGCUAGAGAUGCCUACUCCUGGUGCAGGACCAAUGGAAGAAGAUGUGUUGCCUCCAUUUGAGGGCGGCUUCGAAGCAAUUCUUACUCCUGAUGUGAAUGCUGGAGGUGCUAGAGACCCUGGUCCAAGCAACCAGACAGAAGGCUCUUUUCAGAGUUUUAAUGAGAGUCAUUUUGUUCAAGAGUUUCCAGAUAUUGAGACCAUGCGUAAAGCUGAGCGCAAUUUUGAGCCUGGAAACAUUCCAGAGUUGGAUGAUACGGACAAUGACAUUGGUGGACUGCUUGAAGGUUCUGUUCCCAUGAUGAACAGAAAUCUUUCUCCAAUAUUGGAACAUGUAUUGGUCUCUGGAGGGGAAUUCUUGCCCUCACCUUCACGCGCUAAAGCACCAACAGUUGCAUCUGCGGAUGAUCUUGAUAUUCAAAACAUGGGACUUUCUUUGGGGCAACCAUUACCUGACUUGGAGCUUCAACCGUCUCCUCCUGUCAAUGGGCAAAAGGCAAAGAAGAGAAAGAAAAAGCAGUACUUUGAUGAGUCUCUCGUGUUGACUAAUGUGGACAUGAAAAGGCAGCUUGAAGACACUAAUAAGUUAGUAUGCAAGCGAAGGAAACUCCCUUGCUCAGCUCUGGACACGUGGAGGCUUCGCAGAACCUUACGAAAUGAACACAUUUUUCAUGAGCCUUUGCUCUCUGGGAUUUGUACUGAUCUCCAGGAAGCUUUUGAGAAAAUUCUUCCUCAAAAGUUUCCUCAUGCAGAUUCUGCUCCCAUGGAUGCUUCUCCUGGGCUCAUGCAUCCAUCAUCUCCAGUUGCCAGGCCUGACACUGAUAUGGAACCUGAGCGGCCCCGGUUUGGCAGCCCCACUGGGGGAAAUCUACCUGACAGAGUGCCAUCUCCAUCAGAGAGGGAAGAGAUGACUCCCUUUGACACUGGUAAUGUAGGCUCAGUGUCUGAUGCUGGAAGGACCUUUGAGACAGAGGUACUGCCCACAUUUGAGAUUCCUGCCUUGUCUGAACCAGCUAGUUCUCAGCCUGAAACUUCUUUCUUCCGCUUAGAGGAAGAAUGGGUCCUUAAUGAUACAAAUCCUCCAGAAAUUCCUGGCCUGCUAGAUUCUGCUGAUGGACAAGACUUGAAUUUUCUGGAAGCAAGUAAUGUGUCAUCUGGUUAUAGAACAACUGAAGUUGAAAAUAUGUCUGCUAGGACUAGAGCAGUGGCGCAAUAUUUGAAGGAACGUUCACCUUCAACUAAGAGUUCAAUAGACGGGUCAGGAAAUGUAAGUUUGAAUGAGAUAUUAGAAGGGAAGACAAGGAAGCAAUGCGCAAGGAUGUUCUUUGAAACUAUGGUGUUGAAGAGCUAUGGGCUUAUUGAUGUGCAACAGGAAGAAGCUUAUGCUGAUAUUCUAAUUUCUCCUACGCCUGCGCUCUCAACAGCCAAAUUCUGAACCAAUCUCUUUGAGUGUUUUGCCUGGCCUUACCAUAUAAAGCUUGGAUUGUUGCCAUCCACCAGCGAAUACAUUGGUCAUAGGUCCAAAGGGUUAUUAACUUAAUGAUGUUGAUUUCAGCUAUGCUUCUUGUGUAUAUUACAGCCUGUCUUCAGUGUUUAUGGGUAACCAUUGUAAUUAUCAUUUAAUUAUGCUAUCUCAUCAGCAUGUGGAAGUUGGAAUGUAAUAGUCACCUCAGGUGAAAAAGUUUGGUACUAACUAAUUUUGGUGUAAAUUAAAUUUUGAAAUUUGUGUUCUGUUGAAA